UUUCUACGCCUGACGUUAGAAAACUGAUAGAUGACGAUGGUGCAAAGUCAAAUAGUUCGCGAGCGCUCGACCUCCUGAACACACUUCUGUUUGUAGUUGUCAUGUCACGUGACUAAACAAUAUCAACUCGCAGCAUCAUGUACAUGUAUAUAUGCAUAUGGCACUAGUAUAUUAAAAGAAAGUAGACAACUUAAAGAAAAUCGUGAUUCAAGUAUCAAACUGAUGGAAAACGAAUCAAAAGUAUAAUGUCAGGACACGACUCUGUACCUAAUGGUUCACCUGAAACUGCGAGUCCAGUCAUCCAAGUCACACAACCGACCAGCAGCGCAACAACCCACGAGGAAUCCAGCUACGACAGAUACGUGCGCGAGGGCAAGGACGACCGGUGGUAUUACCCGUGGGACAAGGACAUGUGUCGCAUGUGUGUGCUCAUGUGCCUGUGGUUCGGCCUGUGUCUCGUCUUCCCGUGCUCGCUGUGCAUCACGUGGUGUCGGGACAUCAUCUGCUGUGUAGACGAGGGACAGUGGGACAACACCUGUUUCGGCGCGUGUAUCUGUGGUAUUCCCAUAGGACGCAGUCGGAGGCGGGGGAGGGUGCGGCACGACAGCACGGACACGUACGGCUCCGUUGUACAAGCAUAAAAAGACCAUGCAGCCCCGUGUUCACUGACAGCGACCGAUGCCAAUAUUCGCAAAUUACUUGACUGGUCUCCGGCGUGGUCUGUUUGGUUUAAAAUUAAUGGAUGAAUAAAUGAAUGAAUGAAUGAAUGUUUAACGACACCCUAGCAAUUAUUGGGUUCACGUCAUCAGAGCAGGCCGACAUACUGGACGUCUUGUAAUCUGGCAUACAUAUGAAUAAAUGCAUUCUUUUACAGUA
Gigantopelta aegis is the source of this 876-nucleotide messenger RNA. RefSeq lists its product as uncharacterized. Bases 246 to 641 code for a protein of 131 amino acids. The record is from RefSeq and is a predicted model, not a curated record. NCBI's taxonomy places the organism in Eukaryota, Metazoa, Mollusca, Gastropoda, Neomphalida, Peltospiridae. The transcript has 2 exons.